Molecule: messenger RNA, 1089 nt
Organism: Sardina pilchardus (European sardine)
Lineage: Eukaryota; Metazoa; Chordata; Actinopteri; Clupeiformes; Clupeidae
Gene: calhm1b
Product: calcium homeostasis modulator protein 1
Exons: 2
Coding region: 1-1089 (362 amino acids)
Cellular component (GO): plasma membrane
Molecular function (GO): monoatomic cation channel activity
Source: RefSeq, a predicted model, not a curated record
AUGGACAAGUUCCGGAUGAUGUUCCAGUUCCUGCAGUCCAACCAGGAGUCGUUCAUGAACGGCAUCUGCGGCAUCAUGGCGCUGGCCGCCGCGCAGCUCUACUCGGCGUUCGAGUUCAGCUGCCCGUGCCUGCCCGCCUACAACUACGCCUACGGCAUCGGCGUGCUGGUGGUGCCGCCCGUCUGGUUCUUCAUGCUGGGCUUCGUGCUCAACAACAACGUGUCCAUGCUGGCCGAGGAGUGGCGCCGCCCGCUGGGCCGGAGGGGGAAAGACCCCACCGUGCUGCGCUACAUGUUCAUCUCCAUCUCGCAGCGCUCGCUCAUCGCGCCCAUCGUCUGGAUCUCCGUCACGCUCAUGGACGGCAAGAGCUUCCUGUGCGCGUACUCCCUCGACCUGGACGCGCGGCGCUUCGUCGGGCCGGGCUUCAGCUUCGAGAACGCCAGCAUGAGCGGCGAGGACGUCACGCGGAUGCUGGCCAAGAUCCCGUGCAAAGACAUCUACGACGGGGGCCACAUCAUCGCCAGGGAAGCGGUGACCAGAUACCUGCGUUGUAUCUCACAGGCGUUCGGCUGGGUCUUCCUGCUCCUCAUCACCCUCGUCGCCUUCCUGGUGCGCGCCAUCCGGCCUUGCUUCACGCAGUCGGCCUUCCUCAAGACCAAGUACUGGUCGCACUACAUCGACAUCGAGCGCAAAAUGUUCGACGAGACGUGCACCGAGCACGCCAAGAGCUUCGCCAAGGUCUGCAUCCAGCAGUACUUCGAGAGCGUCAGCGGCGAGAUGCGUCGUCUCCACGGCCACCGGCCGCACCGCGACGGGAAGGGCGGCGGCGGGGACGGCGGCGGCGGCGGCGAUAGCGACGACGAGGACAAGAAGCUGAGCGACGAGGACAAGCUGCUGGGCAUCCGCGCGCAGGACGACAUGAACCGCGUGCUGUGGAACUGGCACGCCUGCAAGCCGCCGCUCAGCCUGAGGAGGGACGGGCCCGACGGGGACGCCAGCGACGAGCACGCCGCCGGCCACGACCACAACAACGGCGGCGUCCACUACGUGCAGAUGAAGGAGAUGGCCGAGUACUACAGCACUGUGUGA